Molecule: messenger RNA, 1487 nt
Organism: Pterocles gutturalis (yellow-throated sandgrouse)
Lineage: Eukaryota; Metazoa; Chordata; Aves; Pterocliformes; Pteroclidae
Gene: CDV3
Product: CDV3 homolog (mouse)
Exons: 4
Coding region: 66-503 (145 amino acids)
Cellular component (GO): cytoplasm
Source: RefSeq, a predicted model, not a curated record
AGGAUGAUUGGAAAGAGUUUGAGCAAAAGGAAGAAGUUGAUUAUAGUGGUCUUAGAGUUCAGUCCAUGCAAAUAAGUGAAAAAGAAGAUGAUGAAAGUGAAAAAAGAGAAGAACCCGGUGACAACUGGGAGGAGACUGGUGGUGGCAUAGACAGAUCAUCUGGUCCUUGGAACAAGUCAGCUCCUGCACCAGCGCCUGUCGUGGAACCAAUUGUUACAGAAACCCCAGAGCCAGUUCAGACUGGAGGUGUAUACAGGCCGCCUGGUGCCAGGGAGGGUGGCAGGCCACGGAGAGCACAGCAAGGACCACCAGAAAUCUAUAGCGAUACGCAGUUUCCAUCACUGCAGUCUACUGCCAAGCUUGUCGACAGUCGAAAGGAUAAAGAAAUGGAGAAGAGCUUUGAAGUAGUAAAACACAAAACUAGAGGUAGGGAUGAGGUGUCAAAAAACCAGGCACUUAAACUUCAGCUAGACAACCAGUAUGCUGUGCUUGGGGAUCAGUAGAGCUGCACACACAUUACAAUUAAGGAAUGCUUUUUUUGGUAACCCUUCUACUAAGGUAACUAAACUACAGCUAACGGCUAUGAUGAACAUGCCACCCUAUUUCUGCUGGAUCUGCUGCAGCAAGUGCAGACUACUUUGACGUAAGUGAUUGGUUCUCCUGCACAAUGGAAGCGUAAUAUGUUACAACUUCUCCUUUGGAUAUGGGGCAAAUUAAUGUAAAUGACUGAACGAGAGUCAUCAGUGUUCUGUAAUUGCUCAGAAAGAUACCUACAGCCAGUGGUCAUUUCAAAAUCUUUUUAUGUUCAGAUACUGAGCCUUCGUACAGGUUGACUACCUCAGACUUGCUGCACUCAUUGUGGACACCAUGUGGAUCACAACUUCUGGAAGAGAAGGUUACAGCUGUUUUAGUGGCCAUCUGAAACUUGAAACCAGCUCUACUGGAUUCCUGUCAGAAAUCCUGCAGAAGUCAGCCAUUUGGUUCCAAUUUGCUAUAACAAAGAUUUAAGUGACCUUAAUGACAAACCUAUUGUUUCCUUUCCGAGGAAUCCUGUCAUGUGUAGCCGUAGCCUACUAGAGACUUGCGGAGCGUACUGUACCACCUGUACUAUCUAAGUAUAACAGAGCUGUAGUUUGUUUACCUUUUUAGAUAGCUGUACUGAGGUAACUGCAAAGCAAAUUAAAACUCAUUAAGUAUCACAUUUGAGGAAUGAUGGGUUUGGAUGGUCUGUUUGCAUUAGCCUUUUUCACAGUUGUCUGUUCAAGCGUUUGUUUUUUAUUCUCCACAAAAAAAUGCCUCCCUUGUCUUUGGUAUCAAAUUGCAGUAUAUUUAAAUAAUGAUGAGAAGCUGUAGUGAAAUAGGGUUUAUUUUGUUUUUUUUGUCAUGAGGUUUGUCUUUCUCACCCUAAAGCACUAAGACUUAAAGAGUUUUGAUUUGACACAGAGGUAUCCAGACUCCAACUACAGUCUUCAGAAUUUGUCGUCUUC